Messenger RNA from Chelmon rostratus (copperband butterflyfish), 6794 nucleotides. It is a transcript of the gene ghra, whose product is annotated as growth hormone receptor a. Bases 241 to 2160 code for a protein of 639 amino acids. Gene Ontology annotation, biological process: cytokine-mediated signaling pathway. The record is from RefSeq and is a predicted model, not a curated record. The transcript has 10 exons. NCBI's taxonomy places the organism in Eukaryota, Metazoa, Chordata, Actinopteri, Chaetodontiformes, Chaetodontidae. Gene Ontology annotation, cellular component: membrane; external side of plasma membrane. Gene Ontology annotation, molecular function: protein binding; cytokine receptor activity.
CUGAGCUGCAGAUAAGACCAAAAUCUUCUACAGCAAAGCCGAACGAGACCCGAUUUCAAUGAUCGGGUGAUGCGAGAGAUCCCGAUCGGGGAGAUCCUUCUGGGCCGGGCGGGCUGAAGUGAAGAAGCAGGACUUUUCUCUGCCCGUCGGUGCUCACGCUGGCCAUCAGAUGACCAAGUUGUGAAAAGUCGAUCUGCGCUGUCCUUGCAGUUUUCCACCUCGAGACUUCGCAUUAACAUCAUGGCGGCCUCGUCCUCAUCCUCCUCCUCCUCCUCCAACCUCCUGCUCCUUCUUCUAAUUUCAUCCCUGGAUUGGCUGUCCACCCCAGGAUUUGCAUUUCUGAUGGCCCGGGACCACAUGACAUCAUCAGCUCCCCUUGAACCUCAUUUCACAGAGUGCAUAUCGAGGGACCAGGAGACAUUCCGAUGUUGGUGGAGUCCAGGCAGCUUCCACAACCUGUCCUCCCCUGGAGCACUCAGAGUCUUCUACCUUAAGAAAGACUCGCCCACCAGUAAAUGGAAAGAGUGUCCAGAGUAUAUCCAUUCAAACAGGGAGUGCUUCUUUGACGUAAACCACACAUCCGUUUGGAUCCCCUACUGCAUGCAGCUACGCAGCAAAAACAACGUCACCUAUUUCAAUGAGGAUGACUGCUUCACUGUGGAGAAUAUCGUACGUCCUGACCCACCAGUGUCUCUAAACUGGACCCUGCUAAAUAUAAGCCCUUCUGGGCUAAGUUAUGACGUCAUGGUCAACUGGGAGCCCCCGCCCUCUGCAGACGUCGAGGCGGGCUGGAUGCGCAUCGAGUAUGAGAUCCAGUACAGAGAGAGAAAUACCACAAACUGGGAAGCAUUAGAGAUGCAGCCACACACCCAGCAGACCAUCUACGGUCUGAACAUAGGAAAAGAGUAUGAGGUGCACAUCCGCUGCAGGAUGCUGGCCUUCACAAAGUUUGGCGAGUUCAGCGACUCCAUAUUCAUUCAAGUGACUGAGAUUCCCAGCAAAGAGUCUACUUUCCUUCUCACGCUGGUUCUUGUUUUUGGGGCCGUGGGCAUCCUGAUACUCAUCGUUCUAAUUGUCGUCUCUCAGCAGCACAGAUUAAUGAUGAUUCUGUUGCCGCCAGUUCCUGCACCCAAAAUUAAAGGCAUCGAUCCAGAGCUGUUAAAGAAGGGGAAGCUGGAUGAGCUGAAUUUUAUCCUGAGCGGUGGAGGUAUGGGUGGCCUGUCGACUUAUGCGCCAGAUUUCUACCAAGACGAGCCGUGGGUGGAGUUCAUCGAGGUGGAUGCUGAGGAUGCGGAUGCUGGAGAAAAGGAGGACAACCAGAGCUCAGACACCCAGAGGCUCCUAGGUCUGCCCCAACCUGUCAGCCACCACAUGAACAUCGGGUGCUCCAAUGCUAUCAGCUUCCCAGAUAAUGAUUCAGGCCGGGCCAGCUGUUAUGACCCAGAUCUGCCCAACCAAGACACCCUCAUGUUGAUGGCCACCCUGCUGCCAGGCCAACCCGAGGACGAAGAAGCCGCCUUCGAUCUUGUAGAAAGACCCCCAGCCCCAGAGAGGCCCCUCGUCCAAACCCAAACUGGAGGACCCCAGACUUGGAUCAACACAGACUUCUAUGCCCAGGUCAGCAAUGUGAUGCCCUCCGGAGGCGUGGUGCUGUCUCCUGGCCAGCAACUCAGAAUCCAGGAGAGCACCUCAGCCACAGAGGAAGAAACACAACAGAACGUAAAAGAGCCCAAAGGCGGCGAGGACACAGAGGAAAAGAAGCUGAAGGAGCUGCGGUUCCAGCUGCUGGUAGUGGAUCCUGAAGGAAGCGGCUACACCACGGAGAGCAACGCCCGGAAGAUCAGCACUCCCCCAAGCUCCCCCAUGCCUGGUGAUGGGUACCAAACCAUACACCCUCAGCCAGUGGAGACCAAACCCGCAGCUACAGCAGAGGAUAAUCAAUCACCUUACAUUCUUCCUGACUCUCCCCAAACCCAGUUAUUUGCCCCUGUCGCAGACUACACAGUGGUACAGGAGGUGGACAGUCAACACAGUCUGCUCCUCAACCCGCCUUCCCGCCAGUCUCCCCCUCCCUGCCUGCCCCAGCCCCCCCUCAAGGCCCUACCGGCUAUGCCCAUAGGGUACAUCACCCCAGACCUGCUGGGGAACCUCUCACCGUGAAAUGACACUGUCGUUCGGCCCUUAGAUGUAAGGUUGAUUGACCAGGAAGUCCUCUGCAGUCACGAAAACCUGUUUCUACCUGAUUCCUGCUGGAAACCAAAUAACUUGCAGCACACGGUAUGGACGAGCGUGUACAGGUGUUUGUUUUCAGAGGGGGAUGAAAGGGAGCCGUGAAAAAGCCACAAGCUGCUUUCUAGACUCUUGUACAUUUGCUCCAUCAAUUGAUUUGAUGCAGAGGCAGCCAAAUGUAAACAUCACAUACCAAAUGCACAGCUUGCUCUAUUUGUUGACAUCCAUGCACAAGACACACACAGAUGAUAGGCUGACUGUGACUGUAAUGAGUCAAAAAGCAUUUGCUCACUGCUAAACUGCCUUGGAUCGCAUUACACCUCUGGCUAAUUCUGUUUAGAGCAAUGACUGAUUGAUUGAAGUCAGUCAUGACUGAUGAUUGUUGAAGUCUUAAUCUUAGAUGUCAGUAUAUGAUUGACUGGGAGGAGACAAGCACAUUCUAGUCAUGUACGUCACACCAGGCCGAGAAGAAGUGAUUGCUGUCUUGGUUCCUCUUGCUGGCAGAGGUGUUUUGCCGCUCAAUUGUGGCUUAUUUUAUACUCUUAAAUUUCUUAUCUCAGUACGUCAUCUUAUUAGUACUUCACUAGAGAUAUAUUUUUAUACAAAAAGGCAUUAGCGAAAGAAAGAAAUCCACAAUAAGAUGCAGUUGAAAACACAACUAUGCAGUUUUACCUUGCAUUCCUGGCUUCGUUUUGUUUAAUACUGUUCAUAUUUUCAUGAAUAAGUAGCCAAACAUAGAUUAUAUGAUGUCAAGACAUUUUUUUUCUCUACAGCCACAACACGAAAGAAAUUCUUUAACUAAAAAAACAUGCAGUAUAAAUGCACACAGACAUGCGGAAUUGGGACAAAAUACCAUAUAAAUGUUAAGACAUAUUAAUGCUAUUAUAUCUCUUUCCUUCCUUGGGAGAUUUUUAAAGGUAUUCUUGGAACUGAAGGAAAUCACUCAUUGAAGUAGAAGCAGAAGUGACGAAUUAAAGGGACAUUGCAACAUUUCAUCAUCAGUCGUCAUUCUGCAUGUCCCAGCAUGGAAUAUUCUUUUAACUGGAGUUUUAUUCUGACAUGCAUAUCGAGAACAAGUCACAAAGCUUAACAACAGUUCUUACAUUAGUAGAAGGACUUAUUCUGAUUCAUGCACAUCUUCACAGAGACCCUCAGUACUAACAGUGUAGUGUGGUACACAGAGCACCACCAAGUGCCUUGUCCAAGGGCACGUUGCUAUAGUUAUAUUGAAGAAGGGAAAGGACGCACGUCCAACAGGUCCGAGAAACCAGAUAUUGCAUUUCGUCUUGUAACAGCAGCCAAGUCUCACCUUUGCAACCAGCACUCACUCAUAAUCUGUCACUUAAACUGAAAUUUCAAUGGGUAAGCUUUCGACUUGGGAGUUGUAUUCUUCUCAUGUUGCAUUGUUAUUGCAGGGGCAGCAACUGGAACUAGUUGGAAGACUGUAAAAGUAUGUAAUAGCUGUAAUUAUCUAACAAUUUACACUUAUUAUCCGCCAAGUACACCGUGUUAACAACCUGUGCCUAUGAUUGUGUUAUUGGCUUGCCAUUUCCGUGCUAAAGUAUGCAUCCUAAGUAGGAUUCAUGCAUUUUUGCAUCGCUGCGUACAGGCUCCUGUGUAUAGGUGAACUGGUGUAAAGCCUCUCUGUGCAAAGAUUCACUGCAAAAAACCUGCACAUGCACUAACACAAUAGCAUGCAUGUGUACACACACACACGCACACACACACACACACACUACAUCAAAAACAUUUGCCUUAAUUGACAUUUUUCAUUUGGCCUUCCUGACAUAGCCUUAAAAAUUACGAGCUGAGAACUAGUUGCAAAAUUGCAACCGUAAUUCACACAUUUCCAAUCAUCCUCGUAAAGCUGACCACAGUCUCCAAGCCAAAAAUGUUCACGGGGGUAAACGCUGAAAGCCCUCGAAUUAUGAUUUGAUAGAGUGAGUAUUUUCCCCCCAAAAAAACCUGAGUCAGAUGCAGUGGGCAAUAUUUGUGUAAUUAGGCAUGUUUUCCCGGUUACUUUGACCCCAUACUUUUUUGGAAUAACCAAAUUAAGGACAUUAUUCAAACAGAAUAUGUUGCUUAAUCAGUUAUAUAGUCACAUAAGCUUGUAGUGUAACCUUGCCCUUGAUUCACUGACAGUGUAAUUUUGUAAUAAUCUGUGUAAUAAUAGCCUGUGUGGGUGAAUGGAUAGCAGAGAAGCUCUUUUGUAAAGGUUUUGCGCUCCUAUGUGUUCAAUUCUAUCAUAAAGGCUUUGACAAUAUGCCUGUGACACAGAAGCAUAGCAUAUACUGCAUACAAGAAGCUAUCUAAGCAUAGGUCAAUAGAGGAUGUGCAUGGUUUUGUGAUACAACACAAUGAAUUUUCAUUUCAACGAGUUCAUGAAUGAUCAGCAUUACUAUCGUGUAACAUCAGCGCAGCCUCUGAAUAGUCACAUCACAGCAUAAACAAAACAUCCUUCAGAAUACUAAAGAAAAAACACAUCCUGCCUUUGAAUAAUGUUCUUUGGGAAUCAUCCUUGAGAUAAGCAGGCGAAUAGACAGGAAAGAUCUUUUGUAUCAGACAAUCCCGUAACGAAGCGAGACAAAGCAAGAGCCAUAAAAUGACAAUUUUGAAAAAUGUGAAUAUGAUAAAUAUGUGCCAUUUCUCUCUUUUUGUCUCUCUCUCUCUUUCUCUUUUUUUUAUUUCGAAAAAAGCUCAGUGUUCUGUUGUUGUUGCCUGGUGCCGAUGAUACCAGCAAGUCAAUGCUGUUGCAGAAAUGUCUUAAUAUAUUUACUAGUGCUGUAAGAUUACAAGUAUAGUAUAUUUUUUAUGUCAUUAAUGUUACUAAUCACAAUGUAUUGCUGCUCGGUACAUGUAUUUUUUCCUGCAUUCAGCCUUACUGUGGUGGGAAGGGGUCAUUCAAGACGAUCACUACUCUGUGCAAGUGUAAAUGUAAAUUCAAAUGAGAUGCUCCUGAUACCUGAAAAUGUGAGAAAUUGGAAGGGGUGAUUUAGUUCAGUUAUCAGAAGCAACAAUAGGGCAGUUUUGCCACAAAGUCGAGCUGCAGUGCAUUCACCUUGUGAUGCUCAUUCAACAUUCACAGUGUUUACGUCCAUCCAAAGAUCCCCAGAAGGCUCUCUGCGUACAUGAAGGAAGAUCAGGUAAUGGAAAAAGCGCUGUUAAGGCUCCGCUUCAGUUGCACCGUGGUGAUUGUGAAUGUGUACAAACUGGAAUAUGCGGUGCAUUCAUGAUAUUGAGGAAAAGUUGUAAAAAUGAGAACAGGUAAAUCACUGAAAGUGUUUUUCAGGUUGUGGCAAGGAAGAGAAAUUGGGAGGUGCUUUUUUUUUUUUGUUCAAGCCUGCUGUACAGGUGUUUACGACAUUGUGUCUGCAUUUUUUUUUCCUGUUCACAAUGAGCUCAUUCUUAAUGUAGUGCAAAGGUUUGCAACUGUUAUUCCAAGCUUACAAAUGUUACAGACACUUUAGAGCAAGCACUUUGUACACACACACAUAUAUAUAUAUAUAUAUAUAUAUAUAUAUAUAUAUAUCUGAUGUUUAAAAUAGUAGUCAGAUUUUGUAUUUUGGACUAAAUCAAGUCUAAGAAUUUAUUAUAAAACAGCAUUAUGUUUUUUAUCCAACUCAAUAACCAGACAAUGGGGAUCCUUCAAUAUCAAUAAGCUUCAAUUUUGUUCUACAGAGUUUAUGUUUAUAGGACAUAUUUUACACUACCAGACGGAUAGAAUGAUGUACUGUAAUGGAGUAUUUAAUGUUUGCUUUAAGAUUUAUAGAUCGAACAGAUAGAUAUAGUCUUUUACGAAGUCAUAUCCAAAUAUUUGGCAGAGUGAAAUAGUUAUGCUGUAACUUUACACUCUCAUAUUUCUCCCACUAUGUGAUUUUAGCAUUUCAUUAUUGAAAAGUGCAUUUGAAGGGGCUAUAGUGUUUUCUAAUGAUGUAUUCUGGCCUUCAGCUUCUUGGUUUUUGUCAGUUCAAGGGUCGUUUUUGUCGCUGUGUUAAGCCUGGAAGUAAUCUUGAGUGCUGGAAUUUGGGGCGGUUGUAACUCAAAGAGCGUUCAACCAGGCCUUUUUUCAGCUUGUUGGGGAAAUAAAGUAGUUUAAUUCUUGUCUUGACUACAGCGUCAGCUUAGUUCAGUGGCUCCACUCGAUAUUUCUAUUCACCUCUUAUUUAUUUGUCUUAGAGCCCUCUGAUCACCAUCAGUAGACAGGGCAGCAUGAGUAGUGUGUGCACUGUUAUUCUCUGACAUGUGUCAUCCAAGCUUAUAAAACAGCAUCUGUCAGAAUUGGAAACAGCUGCAUUGUGGUUGCAAGUGCCGAAAAACUCAACAACAUAAUCAUUUUGCAUCGGCGUCAUUAAUUGAUACGACUUUGCUCCAUUUUUACGUGCCUCGAUCUUAUUUUCAGACCUUCUUGACCUUGGAGUCACUGUUCUUGUCUGCUGGCUGCUGUUUUACUCAAGGCCAAGAACUGUGUUGAUAUUUGAUGAUUCGAUAUUGUUCUCUUACCAGUUGAGCCUUUCUGGUGUUGUAUGUGUGAUCAAUAAGCUUUCAACAAGUUACACAAUAAAUGU